AGAUAGAUUGGAGGCUCCAGAGCACGAGGCAUCGCCUGAAGGGCGUGCCUCAGCGCGCCCGCCCGCUCGGGCGAGUAGCGUGUCGCCACGGCAUCGUUUCCAUGGCGGAGGCCCAGGUCUCCAACGCGUUCCAGGAGCUCCUGGUAAACUUGGAGCGCCAGCAUUUCCUUGAGCUGCAGCAGCUCCGUGAGGAGAACAUUCGCCUGGUGGACUGCAACCUAAAGCUUGUCAGUUGGACAUCAGGAGUCAAGACAGGGGUGAUCUCCGGCAAUCACAUGGCGCGGAUCUCGGAGGCAUCUGCCACCUUGUCCAGAAUGACAGGCAUGGAUUCAGAGGAGCCUCUCCAUCUCGGACAAGAAGAGCAUGAAAGCCCAGUGGCACAAGAAGGCGAUCCUUUUCCAGUCGUAGACCUGAGAAGCGUGCGGCGGAAGUCCGAGGAUAGCAGCUCGAAGGGCCAGGGCGAGGCGAGCGCCGUCUUCGUCGUGCCCACCUUGAGCAUUGGCGAGCAGGUCGUGACUGGUCAGAAUACAGACAGCCUGGCUCGAUCACCCAGCCUGCUAAGCCAACAAGCAGCGUCCUUCUUCGAGUCUGACACCUAUGAGCUCCUCAUAGGUGCGCUGAUCCUGUGCAGCGUCUUGAUUUUGGCACUGGAGAUGCAAUAUGAGGGCUACUUGAUUGGCCAUGACUUGGACUACCCUCGCAUGGACAAGAACCCUCAAGAAGUUUGGCACAGCAUACCGGAAAUACUGACCUGGAUUGAUCGGACAUUCACAGGAGUCUUUGUGCUGGACAUCGUGCUCCGGGUUUUCUUUAUAGGCCGAGCAUUCUUCUGCCAAGUGUUCAGCGUGUUGGACCUUGUGGUGGUGUUGUGCAGUCUACUGGAGGAAGUGCUCGGGGAGGCCUUUCCCUUCGACGCGCCCUUCCUCCGACUGUUGCGCUUCGCCAAAGUCGCGCGUGCGCUGCGGGUCCUCAAGCGAGCACACUUCCUUGGCUCACUGCACAUUCUGCUGAAGUCGGUGCGUGCCAGCGUGGAAGUACUUUUCUGGUCUCUUUGCCUUCUUGGUAUCAUCCAGUGCAUUGCGGGCAUGAUGCUGGCUCAGAGCGUGCAGGGAUUCCUGCUGGACGAGUCCAAAGACAUGAUGAUCCGGCGUGAGGUCUUUCGCUACUUUGGCACCUUCAGCUCUACCUUGCUCACCAUGUUUGAAGUUCUCAUGGCCAACUGGGCACCUGCUUGCCGGGUCUUGGUGGACAACGUUGAUGAAGGGUACGCUCUUGGCUUCGUCGUGUACAGGUGCCUGGUGGGCUUUGCGAUCCUAAACGUUGUUUCUGCGGUUUUUCUGCAGCAGACCAUGAAGGUUGCUGCAGCAGACCAGGACGUGGCCCUUCAGCAGCGGCAGCUCGCUGCAGAGGCCUACACCAGAAAACUGCAAGCGUUCUUCAAGCGCUUGGAUCAAUCUGGCGAUGGCAUCCUCACCUGGGCGGAGUUCAGCGCAGUGCUGGACAGCCCGAAGCUGCAAGACUGGCUGGCGACGCUGGAUCUGGAGAGCAACGACCUGGUGGACUUGUUCUCCAUGAUGGACGAUGGAGAUGGGGAAAUCACUUUGGAUGAUUUCCUUCAUGGUGCAAGGAGCCUUCGCGGGGCGGCGCGCAGCAUCGACCUUGCCUCGGUACUGAGCACUGCGCGGCGCACCGAGGCCAAGACAGAGGUCCUCCUCACUAUGCUCGCCAACAUCAGUGGCUUUUGCAAAGAGGACGUCAAGCGAGAAGCUCGAAGGCUCCGAAGCAAUGCCAGCAGUGGAAUGCGGCGGCCAGACUCACCCUUGGCAACGCCUCGGCCGCAAGGCUCCCGGGCACUUUCGCCACUGGCCACCAGUAUUGGCAUGAGUACGAUUGGCAUUGGCUUGAGCAGCUUCAGCCCACAGGGCAUGGCCAGCCAUGGCACUCGCAUGUAGUGCGUUUGAUGGUUGAGGCGCAGGGACUGAUUAAACUUCCCGGUUGCGCAUUAACAACACAGUCCUGCUUCAGAAAGAAGCACCCGCCCAGGAAUUGGCCAUGACAAAGUAGCACUUCGCCAGACUUCCUUGCGCUCUCAAACCAGCAAUGUAUGGGAUGCAGGUUAUGUUUGUGAUAUGAAUGGGAUCUACUUGAUCUAUGCGAUGUACCGGAUUUGUGAACGUGUAUGGUCUAUGAGAUCUACGUGAUGUGUAAGAUGUAUGUGGUGCAUGUGCUGCAUGUUUUUCUGCGAAGCUUGUUCAUCCUUCUCUUCGAGGAUGCGCUAUUUUUCACCCGGGCUUGGCUUGGAAUGCCGCCGCCGCCCUAUCAAGCCUUCCUGCGGACAUUCCAGGCGCAUCUGGGCGUCUAGAUGUGCGGGCUUCCUCAGGAAGCUGAGGUUCCUAAAUUUGAAUCACUUUCGCUGGUCACGUUUGACCAGCUCCGUUGAGCAGUCGCAAUAGAAGUGGCUGCUCACGAGAGCAUAAUGCGGCUGUUGUCAUGUCUAUGGCGCAGACAACAGUACAGCGCUAACGAUAUCUAAGGCUUCCACCGAAUAAUUCGACGAAAGGCCUUCAACUAACUCGGCGAUCCGAAAUAUGUUCAUG
Messenger RNA from Effrenium voratum, 2597 nucleotides. The record is from the annotation of a GenBank genome assembly. NCBI's taxonomy places the organism in Eukaryota, Dinophyceae, Suessiales, Symbiodiniaceae.